This is a messenger RNA of Auanema sp. JU1783, 348 nucleotides long. Lineage: Eukaryota; Metazoa; Nematoda; Chromadorea; Rhabditida; Rhabditidae. The record is from the annotation of a GenBank genome assembly.
AUGACUAACAAGGGCGCUGACAGAAAUCCGCAAAAUCAGACAACCCGAAGAAUCUUUCCCGAAAUAGAACAAGCGUGGCACGAUGUUACCUCGGGUACUGUGCAAGAUCCAUAUCGAAGACGGGCUCUUUUCAUUGUGCAAGAAUCCCCAGGUGGGCUUAGCUUUAGACCCAGCAUGACCACUAUGGAGAGCAAAAGAGAUUGUAUUGCUGAUUUCUCUAAGGUAAUGCAGACAGUAGAACAAAACCAGAGUGAUGACACAGAUUUGUUGGAAAAACUCACUCAUGUUUCAGAGAACAAAGAGAGCUACUAUGAAAGGCGUAUUGAAAGAACUCUCGCACUCAAAUAA